This is a messenger RNA of Mangifera indica (mango), 2351 nucleotides long. RefSeq names its product endoglucanase 11-like. Gene Ontology annotation, molecular function: hydrolase activity, hydrolyzing O-glycosyl compounds. NCBI's taxonomy places the organism in Eukaryota, Viridiplantae, Streptophyta, Magnoliopsida, Sapindales, Anacardiaceae. The record is from RefSeq and is a predicted model, not a curated record. The transcript has 5 exons. Gene Ontology annotation, biological process: carbohydrate metabolic process. Bases 409 to 1998 code for a protein of 529 amino acids.
UAUAUGGAAUCCUGACGACUCUGCACACUCUUCUCCAUGAGAAACUUCUUCUUCUUCAACUAAUUGACCAUUGAGGUCUGUUAAUCUUCAAAAUUUGGAAGCACAUGCAUAAACUCCGGCCAUAUAGAUACAACAAAAGCGAUGGAGUCAGAUUUGUCCUUAUUUUUCAAAAAUUGGCACAAUAAAAAGUAGUAAACAUUGCACAAAUCACGCUUGAGUUGGAAGAAAAAGAAGAGAACUUGGCCGUCUCAUGUGAAAGUCACAUACACGUGAAACAUGUCACCACAGAACUGAGUGAGAGACUGCAAAGUGCUAAGCCAUCAGCUCGCUCUCUCUCUCUCUUCUCCAUUACUUACCCCAUUCACUCCCAAAAAGCUAGCUUCUUUAGGAGGGGAGGGGAUAAAACAAAUGGAGAAGAGCAACAACAACAUUCUAAACCAACUUCAAUUUCAAAUAAUCUUAAGAUUUGCACACCCCGGUAAUUCUCUUCUUCUUGUCAUUCCCAUCUUGGCGGCCAUUUUUACUUCCACUGCUACUACAGUUUCAGCUUUCGACUAUGCCGAUGCUCUAACCAAGAGUCUUCUCUACUUCGAAUCACAACGUUCUGGUCGGUUACCGUACAAUCAACGUGUCACUUGGCGGGAUAAUUCAGGCCUCACUGACGGCUUAGAACAAGGAGUGGAUUUGGUCGGAGGGUAUUAUGAUGCCGGCGACCAUGUAAAAUUUGGGCUGCCAAUGGCCUUCACGGUGACAAUGCUUUCGUGGAGUGUCAUUGAAUUCCGAGACCAGAUCGCCGAAGCCGGCGAAUUGGAACAUGCUCUGGAGGCAAUCAAAUGGGGCACAGAUUACUUCGUUAAGGCACACACUAGUCCAAAUGUGUUAUGGGCUGAGGUGGGUGAUGGAGAUACUGAUCACUAUUGCUGGCAACGUCCGGAGGACAUGACGACAUCACGACAUGCUUACAAGAUCGACGAGAACAAUCCCGGGUCAGAUCUCGCCGGAGAAACAGCUGCCGCCAUGGCUGCUGCUUCAAUAGUUUUCAAGAAAACAAACCCACAUUACUCACGCCUACUGUUGCACCAUGCCCAACAGUUGUUUGAAUUUGGUGAUAAAUACAGAGGUAGAUAUGAUGCAAGUGUGGGAGUGGUGAAGAGCUACUAUGCGUCGGUGAGUGGGUACAUGGAUGAAUUGCUGUGGGGAGCAAUGUGGCUGUAUAAGGCCACUGACAGUGACAAUUACUUGAACUACGUUAUCAACAAGGCUCAUUACCUUGGUGGGAUCAGUUGGGCAAUUACAGAGUUCAGCUGGGAUGUUAAGUAUGCUGGCCUCCAACUUAUGGCUUCAAAGUUAAUUGCCGAAGAUAAACACAAGAAACAUAAUCAAAUACUCGAGCAGUAUAGGUCGAAGGCCGAGUUCUACUUAUGUUCAUGCCUCAACAAGAACAAUGGCAGCAAUAUUGACCGGACGCCAGGCGGCCUCUUAUACAUUAGGCAAUGGAACAACAUGCAGUAUGUUUCAACAGCGGCGUUUCUUCUCACUGUUUACUCAGAUUUUCUGCUUAACUCAAAUCAAAAACUGAAUUGUCAUGGAGGAACAGUGGAUCAUGAAGAGAUGUUCAGAUUUGCCAAAUCUCAAGUAGAUUAUAUCUUGGGCUCUAACCCAAUGAACAUGAGCUAUUUAGUGGGUUAUGGGUCCAAAUACCCCACAAGGGUGCACCACAGAGGAGCCUCAAUUGUGUCAUACAGAGAGAACAAAGGGUUCAUUGGGUGCACCCAAGGGUACGAUAAUUGGUACAGCCACCCGGAUCCGAACCCCAAUGUUCUGGCUGGAGCAUUGGUGGGAGGACCCGAUUCUCAAGAUAAUUUUAUGGACCAAAGAGAUAACUAUAUGCAGACUGAGGCCUGCACAUACAAUACGGCACCAUUGGUGGGAGUCUUCGCAAAAUUCUUACAUUUGGAGCACCAAAAUCCCUGGCAAUCUUUGGUUGCUUCUUAUUAGUAAUAAUAUAUACCACAUAUAUUUUUGCAUGGGAAAUAUUAAAAUAUACUAGUGAAUUUUUUAUGUUCGUUUCUUAUUAGUAAUAAUAUAUACCAUAUAUAUUUUUUAAGUUCGUUUCUUGGCUGAACUAAAAUGUUCUCGCCUCCAUCUGUGCCGUUUUUUAUAAUACUUCCCUAGUUUUGAUAGUAGAAAGCUUUAAGCUUACAAUUGUCGCUUGUUCUCUUUCUUUUGUUUUUUUUUCCCCUGUAAAGGAAUUGAAGAGAAAUUAUGAAUACAUUGCGUUCUUGUACUUGUAAUGCCCUCAAUGAAACUGCAGUGAAUAAUUGUUCGAUUUGGCUCUUUGAUUCUCGUCA